UUUUUCAGGAGACACCCAGUUUCGGGCACAAGGUGAUGACUCAUCUGAUUCCAGGGUUUUUGCCUUCGAAAACGCCCUUGUUGCGCUGUCGUUCACGCUGACUUUGGCAGCUGAUUUCACCCGUUUCGCAUGUUUGGUUGUCCAAAAAACCUCCACUCCCGUCUACUGUGGGCGAGCCGAUCUCGGGCUGGCUCCGCACAACGGCUCUCUGCAGUUAAUGACUCGUGGCGAUGGAUUCGCAGGAUUCCACCUGCUCUCUUCCUCAGCGACGUGCAAAGAGUAGCAAGAGCGAAAGUGCCUCCCUCUUGACGGGCUCUGUCAAGCCGAGUUCUAUGAUGACCGUCAGUUCAUCCUUCCAACCGACUUGUUUCUCAGUUUAAGAGAAACGGCAGUGUUGGCAUAAUCGGACGGCUACAAAGGUGCCCAAAUUAUUUUAUUUAGGAUAAAGUUGACAUUCUUUCCUCGAAGUUAAUAGACCUCCUGUUUUCUCCGCGUGCACAGACGACCCCCGUAUUUUAUAAGGACCUAUUUCUUAGUUGAGUUAUUGCGAACGGUCCAUGGCACCUUGAAUCUGAAAUGGCCAUUUCUGGCUUAUUAGCCGUCGUCGGCCAACCGCACCCAGCCCCAGUUUUCGCAGCCCCUGAGACUCGAUCCCGCGACCUGUUGGUUAGAAGUCCAACAGGUGACGAUGAUGGGGGGAACUGAUUUGACUGCUGCGUCUGUUUAUAUGGCGGCCACUGUUAUCCGCCUUCUACUUCAUCUUUUCCUUGCAGAUUAGUUAUGCGGAUAUACUGAAGAAGGUGGAGCCUCUGCGUAAUGAACUAAAGGCCCUAGAGGAGGCCGCCGGUGUGAACGAGAAGAAAGCAGAAGACGUGGAAACCACAAUUGCGGCUCUGGAGAAGAGUAUCGCUCGUUACAAGGAUGAGUACGCCGUGCUCAUCAGUCAGGCACAAUCCAUCAAGGCGGACUUGGCCUCCGUGGAGGCGAAGGUUAGUCGGAUUCCGUCUCUUUGCCUGUCUUGGCCGUUGACCGUUGCAUGAUUACAGGUCUAACGCGUCUAUCCUUUAUCCCUCCCCCCCCACAGGUGGAGCGUUCAGUGGCCUUGAUAAAGUCCCUUAGCAGCGAGAGGACCCGCUGGGAGGCUGGUUCUGAGACUUUCCGGUCACAGAUGGCCACCAUCAUCGGUGACUGCCUUCUCUCCUCUGCUUUCAUGGCCUACGGUGGCUACUUCGACCAAAGCCUCCGAUUGAGUCUUCUCUCCACCUGGGCAAUUCAUCUCAAAGCCGCGGAUAUUCAGUUCAGAGCGGACCUAGCCAGAGUCGAGGUAACCCCGCCACACUCCUGGCAGUUGUGUAUACGUUUUCUGGCCCCCGGGUCUGAUCGAUGCAUUCAGCUUUUGUGGUGUUUUUUUGCCUGGGGUGAGCCACCACCGAACCCUCCCAUUCAGUGA
Messenger RNA from Spirometra erinaceieuropaei, 1450 nucleotides. NCBI's taxonomy places the organism in Eukaryota, Metazoa, Platyhelminthes, Cestoda, Diphyllobothriidea, Diphyllobothriidae. The record is from the annotation of a GenBank genome assembly.